UGUCAAUUUCUUAAUAUUAUAUCGGUAAAAAUGGUUAAUUGGAAAAAAAAUGUAUUUUGUAAAUUGUAAAUAAAUAGAGACGAAGUUUUGAUUCAUUCUUUGAAAGGGGAAUUUUUGUUUUUACAUGCGUUUCAAAACGAUAGUGAAAUAAAUAUAUUUUUUUAAAUCGACAGUAUUAACAAACAAUGGAGAAAACUGUUGAAUUGCUAAAGUGGAAGCGUCCAGAUUCAUCAACAUUUUGUAGAUUUGAUCAACGAUAAAUUGGCUAUCGAAGAUUUAACAUCGAUGUGGCGAACAGUAAUCGAGCAAAAGACAGUUUUAGUCUGUUUUAAAGAGGGAUUGAAUGAAAUUGUUGGUAUAAGCAUGAACUAUGUCACAUGUAAAGAUGAUCAUUUCUAUGAAAGUAUUUGUCGGCAGAAUAAAAGUGAAAACAAUAAUAGAAUGUACGAUGUAUUCCGUGUAUUGUUUGAUAAUUUUGAUAUAUAUGAACACUACGGAGUUGAUUACUACAUGAACGGUGCUGGUCUUGCUGUUGCUCAAAAAUAUCGCGGUCGAGGUAUUGGUUUGGAAUUUCUGAAAACAAGAAAAUCAUUUUGCAACAUGUUCAGAAUAGAAUUAACUUCAACAAUUUUUACAUCAAGUUUUUCGAAUAAUAUCGCGGAUAAGGCUGGAUUUAAGCUCGACAAAAUAAAUAGCUACGAGGAAAUCCGCAUUAAGCAUCCGCAUCUCAAAUUGCCUCAUAUUAAUAGCGAUGCAUUAACCCUUAAAUCAAUGAAAUUUUAAAGAUGAUAGAUUUCAGCAGGGAGGAGGAACGGUGAGGAGCAAAAUGAGGAGAAGAGCGCUGAGUUGGUUCGUCCUCCUCAGCGCUUACCUCCUCACCGCUCACACUCAGCGCUCACCCCCUCUCCGUUCAUCCUCCUCACCAUCAGAGGAGCAAUCCCUGGAUUUCAAGAAUAUUUUUAAAAUAGAAAAAAACACGAUUCCUUUUCGAACACUGUCAGAGAGAUAAGAAAUUUGGAAAAUAAAUACACAGGUGUUAUUUAAAACGUGAAUGCCAUUAAAUGCA
Messenger RNA from Contarinia nasturtii (swede midge), 1066 nucleotides. RefSeq lists its product as uncharacterized. NCBI's taxonomy places the organism in Eukaryota, Metazoa, Arthropoda, Insecta, Diptera, Cecidomyiidae. Bases 286 to 783 code for a protein of 165 amino acids. The transcript has 3 exons. The record is from RefSeq and is a predicted model, not a curated record.